This is a messenger RNA of Strongylus vulgaris, 492 nucleotides long. The record is from the annotation of a GenBank genome assembly. NCBI's taxonomy places the organism in Eukaryota, Metazoa, Nematoda, Chromadorea, Rhabditida, Strongylidae.
AUGAGCUCGACCACGGCCGCUGAGCUUGACGUCCGAGCACUUGAGAAAUUGAAGGAUAUAUAUGGCGAUUUGGCACAGGUUCCAGUCCCAUCAUUUGGACGAAUCAAGCGAUCCGGGAAGAUUAUUGAAGUGACGUCCAUAUGGGAAAAUCAUGCCUUGCCUUUGAAAAAAACCACUAAGACACAGCGCUCGUCUGUGCUGGAACAUAUUGGUGACACGAAAGAACUUCGCUUAGUAUCUACAACUUCUUUACCGCUAACGAGUUUUGAGGCUCAGGCAAUCGCGUACUCGCCAAGCAACUCGAUGGUGGCUCAGAUAAUCACGAUCCCCGACGGAAAAGAUAAGAAACAGUAUUUGAGAGUAAUCGAUCAAAAUGAGCACAUUGAAGUGUUGUGCUCUGAUUUGAGCGGUCAGAAGAAGCAUGGGAUCAUUUUUGGAGGUGGCUCAGGUUUGUUCGCUGGUUGCUUUUUUUCUGUAAACUUAGUUGAGUGA